AUGAUAUCGGUAGCACAGGAAGAGGCCUUUGAUGAUCCUGUAGUUGAUGCGGACUUGGCAGCUGCAUUCAACCAAGAGGAAUUGAUGGAUAUGUUAGCCGCCGAGCAAAUGGCAGAAGCGGGGGAUACACAAGGCACUGUCGAAACAACAACG
Sphaeroforma arctica JP610 is the source of this 153-nucleotide messenger RNA. RefSeq lists its product as hypothetical. The annotation marks the transcript as partial. The record is from RefSeq and is a predicted model, not a curated record. NCBI's taxonomy places the organism in Eukaryota, Ichthyosporea, Ichthyophonida. The transcript has a single exon.